CGGAUUCCUCAUCAGAUUCGUGUUAUUGGUUUUCUCUAAGGUCACGAGCUAGUGGAAAUAAAGCUCAUUCUCUUUUACAGAUGUUGCUCUGAAUGACGGUUGGAAGAUCAUAAAAACUAUGAUGGCUAAUGGCUGAUAUCAAAAGACAUACCUGAGAAAAUUAAAUAUCACUCAAAUGUCCUCAAGUGUGACUGCUAUGGCUACUGAAGCAUAUUGGUGUUGAAACUACAAACAUGUUAAAAGUCAUGGAUGGUUAUCAUCUGCACAACAUGACCAACAUGUAUGCAGAAGAUAACAUAAAUUCAACCAUUUUUCCUGAGAACUCUACCAGCUGCACCGUGACACCUGCGUUUGACAUAGAUGUGACUAAGACACUGGCUUUGGGCCUGGUGCUGAUGCUCUUCCUAAUAUUCGGUGUGAUGGGUAACAUCCUGGUCAUCCUCUCCGUGGCCUGCCAUCACAACUUUCAUUCCGUGACGCAUUAUUUUAUCGCCAAUCUGGCUGUUGCAGACCUGCUUCUGAGCUCUGUGGUGGUCCCGUUGUCCGCUGCAUCAGAAGCCUUGGGCUGCUGGGUAUUCGGUCGUCAUUUAUGUAAUGCCUGGACUGCGCUUGACGUGCUGUGCUGCACGGCAUCCAUCCUCAGCCUCUGCGUGAUCUCUGUGGAUCGCUGGAUCGCCGUCAGUUACCCGCUGCAGUACCCUUCCUUAGCUACAAGCCGAAGGGCAGUGGCGGCAGUGGUGGCUCUCUGGGCCCUUUCAGGUGCCAUCUCAGUAGGCCCACUGUUAGGAUGGAGGGAUCCAAUGCCGGAGGAUGAGUCCGUGUGCAGAGUUAAUGAAGAGCCGGGGUACACCAUCUUCUCCGCCGCAUGCUCUUUCUACGUGCCGUUGGCGGUGAUUUUGGCAAUGUACUUUAGCGUGUACAUAGUGGCCCGGCAGAAGACUUGUUCCAUGAGUCAGAGCAGGCAGAAGAAUGAGUUAACUGAGAACGGAGUGACACUGCGGAUUCACUGUCAUAACGCCCAGAAUGCUGCCGGGAAGGAGAAUGCCACCCGCUUGAAGCACUCGCCCUUCGCCUUCAUUAUUAAGUUCUUCCAGGAGAAGAAGGCGGCUAAGACUCUGGGUAUUGUGGUGGGCUGUUUCGUGCUCUGCUGGCUGCCUUUUUUCAUAGUGUUGCCCAUGAGAUCUAUUUUCCCAUCUCACAGACCCCCGGACACUGUCUUCAAAAUUACUUUCUGGCUGGGCUACUUCAACAGCUGCCUCAACCCCAUCAUCUACCCGUGCUUUAGCCAGGAGUACAAGAAGGCCUUCCAGAACGUUCUCCAUGGCCGCUGCCUCAGCAGAACGCACAGGACUUGGAGCCCUCCGGCCUCUGGUCAAGACCCUAUGACUCUGCAUGGACCCAAAUCUCCACAGGGUUUACCAUCUGGAUUUACAGACUCCUGUACGGAUAGUAAUGCAUCGCCUACUGCUGUAAUAGAUGAGUGCUCAUUUACUACACAGAGCAACAGUGCUCUGAAUGCACCGCAAACAUCUCUGAAAGUUCAUGAAGUUUCCAUAAUCAAGAUGGAAGGUGAGGCUGUAUGAAAUGUUUUUGAAAGACUAAAAGAUUUCAAAGACAAACUUUUAAGGUAUUUUACAAAGACAUUUCUGUGGAAUGGAGCAAGAAAUCUGGAUCUGGCUAGAUUUCGUAUACAGGAGCACCACCUUGUGGCUUGUUUAUAAUAUGCAGCUGCACUUUUGUUAAGUGUAAAACUGAGGAUUCAUACAUUUUUAGAGUGUAAAAAUCCAGCUUGGUAAUGCAAUGACUGUUGACAAAGCUAUUUGAAAUAACUUUUUUUGUGUGUGUAAUUUUUUUUUUCGAGGCCUUUUCAGGGUCUUCAAAAAAAGUGCUUUACAAAUACAAAUAUAUACAUAUACAUAUACAGUGGAGUGGAAAAAAUGUGAAAUGCUUGUAUUUUGCAUCGUUUUUAUAAUCUUAAAUACACUGUAAAAAAGAAUUGUUGGUUUAACUUAAAAAAAGUUACCUGGUUGCCUUAAAAUUUUGAAUACAACGAAGGCGAUUGGUUUAAUCAACAGAAACUCAAAAUAUGUUAUCUGAACCACAUUAAUUAUAAGUUGAUUUGACAAAAGAAAAUAAUGUUGUGAAAACAAAUCAUGAAAAUAAUUUUUACAGUGUGGUGAAAUCUAAAAAUAGAAGUUCAUAAAAUCUUAAACAUUUCUUCAAUUUUUUGGUUAACACUUUACAAUAAGGUUUCAUUUAGUUAACUACAUUAGUUAGCAUGCCAUGAACUAACGAUAAACAAUACUUACAGCAUUUACUAAUCUUAAUCAAUGUUAAUUUCAGCAUUGCUAACACAUUAUUAAAAUCAAAAGUUGUAUAUGUUAACAUUAAUUAAUGCACUCUCAACUAACAUAUACAAACAAUUAUUAAUUGUAUUUUAUUAACUAACACCCAGUGUUGCCAAUUUAGGGAUUUUGUCACUAGAUUUAGUGACUUCACCGCCCCUUUUGAGACUUUUUUCAAAAGUUUAGGGACAAAUCUAGCAACUUCUUGGACAAACCUUAUCUAGAUUCUUAUUUUGCCCACUGAUCUCUAUUCAUAUUUAUAUAGAUCAAGGAUUUUGCCGUUAUGAUGUCAUCUAGUGACAUUUAGCUACCAGUUUUAACUGCUUUCAAAGGUUAAUAAAUGCUGUGGAAAUAAUGCUCAUAGUUAGUUCAUGUUAACUAAUGCAUUAACUAAUGUUAACAAACGAGACCUUAUUGUAAAUUGUUGCCAAUUUUUGUUAUAACUUUUCUGUUUAACAUUUUUUUUUUUUUUUUUAAAUCCAAAAAUUUUAUGGGGUUCGCAGCUUGUUUUUUUUUUUUUUUUUUUUUUUUUAAUUGAGAACUUUUGGACAAUGAUGCCAAAACACUAGUAGUGUUUCUGUACUUUACAACAGUACUUGGAUUCAAAUAUUAUGUCUUUUGUCAUAAUGAUGAUAAUAGACUAUUAAAAGUCUCAGUAUAUGUUAGAUUCAUUUGUCUGCUCGACAUUGCUUUUGAUGGUUUCCUGAUGCACAUAUACUUUAUAUUAAGUGCAAAUUGCUGAAAUUCAAGGACAGAGUAGAGAAAAGAUUUCUUUUUUCCCUUUUAUUCAUUUUACGUUUUUGUAACAUCACCAUCCAAGGGAUUUGACACUUUUCAGCGCAAGCAAACAUCCUCAAACAGCACAGCCAACAGAAUAAACACCAGCACACAACAGGUUCACUUCUGGACUGGGGUUGGUGGGGAAAAGAAAGUGCCGGGACUAGAAAUCAUUGGCAACCUCAGACAGAACCAUCUUUCAGUUCCCAUCUGCAUUUUACAUAGAUUACAUACCACGCAUAGAAGAACAUUCAAGCAUACAUAGCAAAGUGUGUGUGUGAGUGUGUGUUAGUGCCGACAGCUGCUCUGGGAUCAGAGGAAAUGCUUAAGGCAUGUUUAAUUUGAACUCUUGCAUAUGCUCAUAUGAUGUCUCAAGGAAAACACAUGGAAAACUCACAUAGGACAAUUCUGUUCUCAAUUUAUGCCAUAUUUCCACACCAACUUAAAUGAAAAGAAACUAAUUAGCUUAAUAUUUUGUCUUCAAAAAAAAUAAAAAAAUAAAAAUCAUUAAACUAAUCAUUAAGUUUAAUUGAGAAGCAAAAUUGUGGAAAACUACAAAUUAAAAAAAGAAAAAAUCUUAAAUUGAGUUCUAUCUCACUGGCAAACAUACACAAAAUUGUUCAACCAAAAAAAAAAAAAAAAACUGUCCAUGAGGUAUGGAAGAAAUAAACAUAAUUCAAUACUCCCAUACUGAUAAACGUGCCACCAAGAAAGGCAGGAAACAGAUUAUGGCAGCUUCUCUUUUGGAAAGGUGGGUACUGUACAGAUAUGGUUUGUGUUGCACUGUAAUCACAACUUGGUUGAAAUGAUCCAGCCAUUCGAUGUUGUUUUAAUAGCACCAGACCCAGAAGGGUUGCUAGGGGCAUAUGCUUCCGAUGUGUAAUGUGUUGCCAUGACAAAUAAAAGAGUCGUCAUAGUAACAGUAGAAAGGCAAUGAGGUCAGCAAGAAACGAACAAGAAACAGGAAGAGCGAAAACAAUCACAACAGUCAUGAGGUGAUGACUAGAAGAUAUAGCUACUGUGUGGGGUCUACAGCGGCCCUUCUCACCGCCAUCCCAUCAGUCCUUCCGAACAGAAUGAAUCAUUAUAACCUUCGCGUCAACCUCCACUUGAGAGACGCAUUCCUACAGCAAGCGCACAAAGACAGUCACGGUGCAACAACAACACGUAGGCCUACGUCUCUCGCUUUUUUCUCCCGCUGUAGUUUGGCUUGAUGAACGUACGAUUUAUGUAACAAAACUAAAGAACAUGAUUAAAACGAGUCAAAAAUAGACACAUUUUAGUGAGGACAGGAUAAUGUCCUGAUAACUUCUACUUGGAGAACUUGAACAAAACGUCAUAACCUAUUUUUGUCGCGCUUUCCAGUAAAAAGAAAAAACAAGAAAAAUUUGCAUGAGAUGCAAAACUGCAUAAGAAAUGAAGCCUUGUAUUUUGAAUUAAAUUUAUUUUUCUUACGGCAUUCAUACAAGGAAGAAAAAUAAAUUUAUACAUCAAAAUUAUUAUUAUAAUUUUUGGUCUAUGGGAUAACCUAAACUUUUUUUUUUUUUUUUUUUUUUGCAGUGUAAGUUUCCUAUGGAGCCCCUAAGGGGGACAUAUUGGUGGAAAAAUAUGGAGGAAAAAUUAUAUUUGAAUUUGUGUUUUUCCUCCUGUUUCACAUUAUUAACAUUAGUACACUUUUGCGAGUGAACGCAACGUUUCUCUGAGGAACACAAAGGUUUUGUGAGCAAUACAAGGUUUCUCAGGGGAACGCAAAAGUUUUGCGAGAGAAUGCAAAAGGAUUGCAAUGAUUCUUCCUCUCCAUACAAUGUCCCUUUAGGGGCUCCGUAUUUUCUUCACUUUGGAAGAAACAAUUGUGUGUCUUUGAGUACACACUAAGCAUACAACAACAAAGCAGCAGUGAAUAUGCAAGGUUAAACCUCGUCAGUGCUGGAAUGAACUGGAGCUUGUGUGCGUUUGUGUGUGUGUUUCUCUGUGUUGAGUCACAGAGGAAAAGGCAAGCAAUGGAGAAUGAUGAUACAGGCCAAGAUUUUGCUGAUGUGCAUGAGGGAAAAGAAAACAUCUGGAGGACGGGUUUACUAAAUGAAAAACAGACUAUACAAGAAAAGUUCCGCCAUCGCUAAUCCAUGUCGAGAUUUAAGCAAGGCACAUUAAAACCAGUUAAAGUCUUUUUAUUACUACUUUUUACUUUAUACUAUGCCUCCUUCAUCUGGGCUGAACAUAAGGUUUAGCACCUUCCACAAAAUGUGGAUUAUCAUUAGUGUUAAAGAAGUCAUAAAAUUAAAAUUACAGUUUUGUGGCGUUUAGUCGAUGUCUUAGUUUUAAGGCUAAUGUACUCAUAAAUGUUAACAGAUAAACACAUUUAAAAUGUACAGUGUUUCUCUUCAGGAAAAAUGAACCAGAAAUAGGCUAUUGAUGACUCAUCUUGUACUACACAUUUUUGUCCAAUCAGAUGCACUCUAGAAUGAGAAUGUCCCUCCCACAAUACCACAAGCAACCAACCAGCAUUAGCAAAUACCAGAUCAUAAUUAAUGGCUGUGACAUACCCUAAAGCCAUUUAAAAUAAAAAGAUGAUAUUUCCAUGUGUUCAGCUAAACUUCCUGUUUCAAUAGAAAAUGUCAAACACAGGAAAAGAAAACAUCAGCUAACCUAGCGCGCUAGCUGCCCAAUGCAUUGCCCUGUGUGCUUUUAGGGCAUGUUUAUCAUGUUUUCAGACCAACUUGGGUGAGAAACAAACAGAUUAACAGAAAAUCUCUCAUUCAUUCUUUGAUCAUAAAAAAUACAACAACAACACCAAAACAUGGAGCUGCCAUCAGCACAGCUGUUGAAAAUCACCUUUAACUUACUAUGUUUUAUUUUUAUGAUAUUAUGACAGUACGUAGCAUUUUAAAACUGCACUAAAAUGGAUGUCGACAUUAAGAAUGGCGCUGACAACUCAUACUCAGAAAAGCCUUUCAAAAGCACUAUGACGAUUUAAGAGAAAGAUCUGGCACCUUUGUAUCGGUUAACCGGCUAUUUUACAUUUAACAGCCUUUCAGUUGUUUCAAACAAUAAACAUGAACAAGCUUGUAGCAGUACUCAAUGUGAUCAGUACAUCUCCGGCACAGCUUGGAGUUAAAGGUACAAAAAAGGACACAUAAGCGUAAGUUUGCUAUAUCACAUUUGUUGACAUAAAAAGUUGCGGCAUAAUCACUCGAUACUGUAAAAUCUCACGACUCACAUGGUAUAUUUGUACUGCGCUGCAACCAAACCUACAGAAACAUCUGUCUGGGUUUUUUUGGCCCUUAAGCCCAAAGUAUACUUCAAUUUUUUCACACACGCGUAUGUAAAUUUCAUCGCGGAAAUGUCAUCAGCACAGUACAGAGCAGCCUGACUUUUGUAAACACGUGUACUCUGUACGAUCAACAUGGGUUUUGAAAAAAAAAAAAAAUAUAUAUAUAUAUAUUUUUUUUGCAUUGAUUAAUUUGUCCACAAGUUGGUACUGGCCUUGGUCGUUGUUUCAUAGUCGAAAAAGAAACGGAGGGAGUUAGUGCUUGUGUGAGGGGCAACUCUAGUUUAAACGAGUAAAAAAGAGAUUUUUAUAACAACUUUGAUGAGAAAUAUCGCAGACACUGAACAAGGAUGAAACAUUCUAAUGCGCAUAUGUCGAGCAUCCAUAUUAGUCCAGUUUUCCCACGGAAUUGGGCUACUUUAACACUGUUGCCGCGGAUUGUUUUUCAUGUCUGCGGGUUGAAGCGACCCCAAAUAACGUUAUAUUUAGCCUCUGGAAUGCGAAUUUUAUGAGGGGAACCCCACCAAAAAGAGGAUUUUAGCGAUUGGGAGGGUUAUGUUGUGAAAACCUGGCAUCCCUCUUUGAAAGGCUAUUUGUUCAGCUGUACCGUAUGCAUACGCUAAGUGUUUGUGUCAAAACUGAAGUAGACUUUAGGCUUUAGUGCAUUAGGAAACUGAUACUAAUUUCAAAGCGUCACAUCCACGUUGUUCUUAAAAAGAGACAUAACAGCAAAAAGACGAUUCUUUGUUGCAUUUCCUUUAGUUAACACCUGCUAAAUUCUCAAUAAUCCCCACAGUAACAGCCCACUAUUUCUUCACGGCCAAAAACAACCUUGACUCUCUCCUGUUCUUAACCAAUAAGUAUUAAAACAGCUUGUGUAAAAAAAGUUUUUUUGGAAUGAGGACAAAACGAGGAACGUUUCCAGCUAGAAUCACUUGUGGUCCUCUCUUAUUUUCUCCAACAUUGCUAAGUUGCUUGUUUUUACAUGCCGUUUCUUCUUCAAUAACAUUAACAUUGUUAAUUAAAUAUCUCUGGUUGUGAAACACAUGGUUUUUAAUUAGCAACCACUGGAAAAGCUUUCUUUUAUUGACUGGUACAGAAAUCGCAUUGAAUGCUACGGAAAGGGCGCGGGCAGAAUACGGUCAGGUGUUCAUUUUGAUGUAAACUGAGUAAAAAAAAAAAAAAAAAACUUAAUAAAAAAA
This is a messenger RNA of Ctenopharyngodon idella (grass carp), 7592 nucleotides long. It is a transcript of the gene adra1ab, whose product is annotated as adrenoceptor alpha 1Ab. Gene Ontology annotation, biological process: positive regulation of cytosolic calcium ion concentration; phospholipase C-activating G protein-coupled receptor signaling pathway; cell-cell signaling. The coding region runs from base 234 to 1583 and encodes 449 amino acids. Gene Ontology annotation, molecular function: alpha1-adrenergic receptor activity. The record is from RefSeq and is a predicted model, not a curated record. Gene Ontology annotation, cellular component: membrane. NCBI's taxonomy places the organism in Eukaryota, Metazoa, Chordata, Actinopteri, Cypriniformes, Xenocyprididae. The transcript is spliced from 3 exons.